CGUGUCCCUCGUCACCAAUGCCACUGCACAUCCUCUUCUACCUUCUUGCUAUCAUCACGACAGUCGAAGCAUCAGAGGCUCGACACAAUGCUACUACAGUGACAACACCUACUGAUCCGUGGUUCUUCGUUAUGGUUAUCGACGCUGGAUCAAGUGGAUCACGUAUGAAAGUAUUCCAAUACCGUCUACCUCCACCAAUUGAUAAUUCAUCGGCGGCGGACUCAUUCGACAGAUACAUCGUGUUCCCCGAACUCAUCGGCUCGUUUAAGACAUCGCCUGGUAUAUCUUAUUCGGCGUUAGCACCUAGUGGUGUGGUGAAGUCAUUGUUGGCUCUAGUAGAAUAUGCCAAAGGUCGACUGGCUGCUGUGAGGCCAUUCUGGAAAUACUUCCCUAUUUACUUGAGGGCUACGGCUGGAAUGCGAGAUGUGGUGCCAGCCCGACGAGAUGCUCUGAUGAAAGAGUGUAUUCGAUACCUCAAGGAGACGCCAUUCUAUUUUAGAGAGGAUUACGCCCAAGUGUUAUCAGGCGAGGAGGAAGCGGCUUUCGGGUGGUUAUCUCUCAACGCCGAUAACCGCACGCUUGCCGGCUACAAUCAAGACGCUAGUCUCGGUUGGCUUGAUAUGGGAGGAGCCUCCUUCCAAGUCGCCUUCGUCCCAACACGAGCGCAUUAUGUCUUGCAGAAUCUCUUCCCUCUAGCUUUGUCCCCCAGAGGAUAUUCCUCCAUUCGUUCCCCCUCUAUGAACAACAACCGCAUUUCUUCUUGCAGACUGUACACGAAGUCGUAUCUGCACUAUGGUUUGGUUGAGGCUAACAGACGAGUGAGCGCCGCGAUAAUAUCGAAGGAACUCCUGAGGGUGGACUCUGUGUCAACCAUCAACAAUCCCUGUUACUUCAAAGGCAUGGACUACCAGCCAGACUUCGCUACUGCACUAUUCCAAAUACCUUUGGCAGUAGUUAUGCGAGGCACUGGCGACUUUGAUAAGUGUGCAUCGUUGGUCCGGCAGCUGUUUGGGUCGAGCAACACCCUUUGUUGGGUUAGAGACUGCACUUUCGACGGUGUGUAUCAACCCAGGAUAGAUAACACACGAUUCGUCGCGGUCAGCAACUUUGCUACGGUAAACCGGUGA
This is a messenger RNA of Perkinsus marinus ATCC 50983, 1127 nucleotides long. RefSeq names its product Ectonucleoside triphosphate diphosphohydrolase, putative. The annotation marks the transcript as partial. The record is from RefSeq and is a predicted model, not a curated record. Lineage: Eukaryota; Perkinsozoa; Perkinsida; Perkinsidae. Gene Ontology annotation, biological process: nucleoside diphosphate catabolic process. Gene Ontology annotation, cellular component: membrane. The transcript has 9 exons. Gene Ontology annotation, molecular function: nucleoside diphosphate phosphatase activity.